AUGAUGAUUAUGUUGCGGAGAUCUGCUUCUUCUUAUUGCAAUCGACGACACAGAGGUAAUCCUUGUCUGCAACUGCAAUCUAGGUCUAGGGUUUUUUUCUCCAACAAUAAUUACUUGGCUUUAUUUCAUGGUUCUUCUCAGUCCUCAAACCCUAGCAAAUCUAAAUCUAGAGACCCCCAACACCCAUUUGAUGUCACUAAUCUCGAGGAGGCAUCAAAUAUGUUCAAAAAGAUGCUUAAACAGCGUCCUCGACCUUCUAUUGUCCGCUUCACUCAAUUAUUGGGUCAAGUUGCAAAAUUAGAGCAUUAUUCGGUAGCCAUAUCUUGGUAUAAGCAAAUUACUCUGUUGGGAAUGGGACUUGUUCCUGAUGCCUUUACUUUAAACAUUAUCGUGAAUUGUUUUUGUCGUUCAAACCAAAUGGGCGGCAGUUUUUCAGUCUUGACACUGUUCUUUAAAUUGGGGCUUCAACCAGAUGUCACCACCCUCAACAUUUUGAUAAGGGGCCUUGGCCAUGAUAAUAGAGUUAAUGAAGCCGCUUCACUUGUCCACAAAAUGGCAGCCUUUGGAGAAGGAUGUAAGCCCAAUGUUAUUACUUUUGGUACGUUAAUAGCUGCCUCAUGCAAACAAGGUCAAAAUGACAGGGCUAUUCAAAUGCUUCGGAUGAUGGAAAAAAAUGACUGUAAACCUAAUGUAGUUGUCUACAGCACAAUAAUUGACAGCCUUUGUAAGGACAAGCUUGUUGAUGAGGCAUUCAAUCUCUUCUCAGAAAUGAAAAGUAAGGGUAUUCCACCAAACAUCGUCACCUAUACAUCUUUGUUUCAGGGUUUAUGCAGAUUAGGUCAGUGGAAGGAAGCGUCAUGGUUCUUCAAAGAGAUGAACAGUAACGGUAUCUCUCCAAAUGUUCGAACCUUCAGUGCCCUUGUUGACUGUUUGUGUAAGGAGGGCAAGUUGAAGGAAGCUAAUCAAGUAAUUGAUAUUAUGACUGCUAGAGGUAUGGAACCUAAUACUGUUACUUACAAUUCGCUCAUGGAGGGUUAUUGCUUGCAAGGAGAUAUGGAUAAAGCAAAACGCAUUUUUGAUCUAAUGCUUAAGAAGGGUUCUAUUGUUGAUGUUUUUAGUUAUAGUAUACUGAUAAAUGGAUAUUGCAAUGAAAGAAGAAUGAAGAAAGCAAUGUUGUUGUUUGAGGAAAUGUCUCGUAAGGGAAUGGUUCCAGAUACUGUUACUUAUACAACACUUAUUGGCGGCUUUUGCAAAGAGGGAAGAAUAGAUGAUGCGCAAAACAUGUUCUCAAAAAUGAAAGUUGGUGGUCCACUUCCAAAUAUUCAUACUUAUAGUGUUUUACUGGACGGACUCUGUAGAAACCGCCAGAUUGAUAUGGCUUUGAAAUUGUUUGGAGAGUUGGAAGGGAGUAGCUUGGAUUUUGGUAUCAGUCUCUACAAUAUUCUUAUCAAUGGUUUAUGCACAGCAAGAAGAAUUGAAUGUGCAAGGGAUCUCUUUCGCAGUUUCCCUUCAAAAGGACUUCAACCGGAUGUCAAGACCUAUACAAUACUGAUAAUUGCUCUUUCUACUAAGGGCCUAUUUAGUGAAGCAGAAGUAUUGCUUAGAGGAAUGGAAGAGAAAGGCUGUUCCCCAGAUACUGUUACCUACAACACAAUCAUCCAGGGAUUUCUCCGUAAUGAUGAGCUAUCAAGGGCACAAGAACUUAUUCAAGAAAUGAUGACCAAGGGUUUCUGUGCAGAUGAUUCAACAGCAAAAAUGAUAACUGACUUAAUUACUGAAGGCAAACUAGAUCCUGCUUUUCAUCCAGUGGAAAAAAAAUCUGAGUGA
Messenger RNA from Prunus armeniaca (apricot), 1827 nucleotides. The record is from the annotation of a GenBank genome assembly. Lineage: Eukaryota; Viridiplantae; Streptophyta; Magnoliopsida; Rosales; Rosaceae.